AUGUGCACACUUGCCCCUGGCGAAGUCAUUCACUCCGACCUCUCUGGCUGCUUCCCUUCAUCAGCCCACAGUGGAGCUGAAUACUACAUCACAUUCAUCAACGAAGCCACCUGCUAUGCCUCCAUGUAUCUGCUCUCAUGCAAGAGUGAGGCGAUCGAGGCCUUCAAGUCGUACCUCACCACCUCUCCCCACGCUGCAUGCUGCCGCUCCCUGGUCACUGACCAAGGGGGCGAGUACCUCUCAACCAGAUUUCGCAAGCUGCUGCAUAAGCACGGCAUUGCGCAUGACACUGUUGCAGUGCACUCCCCUGAGCUCAACAGCAUCGCCAAACACUUCAAUCUCACCAUCAUGACCAUGGUUCAGUCUCUUCUCACUGACAGUUGUCUGCUGUGCUCCAUGUGGGAUGAGGCCCUUCAGACCACUACGCACAUCAACAACUGGCUCCCCACACGCUCCAAAAGUGGCCACACACUGCAUGAGCUCUGGAUGGGCGAGCCACCCAUGUACAAGCACCUUCAUCUUUUCAGGUGCCACGCCCACAUUCUUCAGCCAUCAGCUACACACUCCAAGCUCAACGACCAGUCCAUGCCCACUGUCUACCUCAGACCUGCACAUGACAACGCCCAGCACCAUCGUCUCUGGAUCCCCAACAUGGACUCCAUCAUUGAGUCGCGCGAUGUUGUCUUCUCCAAAACCGCCAAAUGUCAUGUGACAGCGCCACUGGCUCUGAGGCCUCAGACUCUGAGUCUGACAGGGCCAUCAGCGACACCAACUCCUCCAGGUCCAUCAAUGCCACCAGCAGCGGCGAUGAGCUCAGCGCGGUCUCAGACACUGAGCUGGAUGAACUGGUCAGUGACACUGCUGAUGGCGAGCUGGACAGGUUUGUUGAAGACAUCAACACCGACAGCAAGCUCAACAAAUCCGCUGGUGAUGAUCCAGAUGAGUCCACCAGCAGCAUUGCCAUCACCAACGGAGAAGCCAAAGGGUCCACCAGCUCCAUUGAGUCCUUCGCCACCGCCAGCAACACUGAGCCCGACGCCAACCACGUCCACAACGAUGGGGCAUCACAUUCUCUCCCCAGGUUUUGGGGGGAAUGGGCGGACUAUCAACCUGAGGAAGACAACUCG
Acanthamoeba castellanii str. Neff is the source of this 1127-nucleotide messenger RNA. RefSeq names its product integrase core domain containing protein. Gene Ontology annotation, molecular function: nucleic acid binding. The record is from RefSeq and is a predicted model, not a curated record. The transcript has 2 exons. Gene Ontology annotation, biological process: DNA integration. The annotation marks the transcript as partial. NCBI's taxonomy places the organism in Eukaryota, Discosea, Longamoebia, Acanthamoebidae.